AUGGCCACCCAACUAUCACCAAAGAUCCUGAAUAUGUCCUGGGGCUCCAUCGAAGUCGAAAAAAUGGCUGAUGGGAAAGUCGUGCCCGGUGAAUCUCUCAAAUAUCGCGACUUGAAGGUUUGGCCCGGUGGAAGCCGCAGCUGGGAUUGGAAUGAAUGUGGAACUUCACACUGGGGAGGAAUCACUGUUUGUAAUGUUGCGGAGUUGCGGGAGAAGAAAGUGGACACAAUUGUUCUGAGCCGCGGACGAUGGGGUUUCCUCUCUGUUCCGCAGACUUUGGUGGAUGAACUACAGAAGGCAGGCUUCACGGUAGUUGUGGAGUGGACUUCUCAAGCGAUGACCACUUACAACACAUUAGUGAAGGAGGGCAAAGCUGUUGCCGGUCUCAUUCAUACCACCUGCUAA
Dibothriocephalus latus is the source of this 405-nucleotide messenger RNA. Lineage: Eukaryota; Metazoa; Platyhelminthes; Cestoda; Diphyllobothriidea; Diphyllobothriidae. The record is from the annotation of a GenBank genome assembly.